Molecule: messenger RNA, 1031 nt
Organism: Hyaena hyaena (striped hyena)
Lineage: Eukaryota; Metazoa; Chordata; Mammalia; Carnivora; Hyaenidae
Gene: SPCS1
Product: signal peptidase complex subunit 1
Exons: 4
Coding region: 355-663 (102 amino acids)
Biological process (GO): protein targeting to ER
Cellular component (GO): signal peptidase complex; endoplasmic reticulum membrane
Source: RefSeq, a predicted model, not a curated record
CUCGGGGACGCCGAGGAGAACAGUUUGGAGGGCCGGGGCCGCGGCUCCCGGCACCCAACGUUACUGACGGCUAAGCCCUCCCGGCCGCGCGAUGCCUCCGCUCGACCACCACCGUCACCACCUCAGCCCUCGCGGGCAGUGCGCCGGGCUACAGCCGGCUCUCAGAGAGCAAGUCGCCUAGCGAUUGCGCGGGGCGGGGCCGCCGGCCAUUCGGGUCUGUGGGAGACAUCCGCUUCCGGGGCCAAAGCCCUCGCGUUGCCCGGCUCUGCGACUCCGCCGUGCUGCACCUGGUAUCAGACCCCGGUCCCUGAGUCGCUCCUGCCUUCGCCCUGCUGCCAGCAUUCUCAGCCAGUCAUGUUGGAGCAUCUGAGCUCGCUGCCUACACAAAUGGAUUACAAGGGGCAGAAGCUAGCUGAACAGAUGUUUCAGGGAAUUAUUCUUUUUUCUGCAAUAGUUGGAUUUAUCUACGGGUACGUGGCUGAACAGUUCGGGUGGACUGUCUAUAUAGUUAUGGCCGGAUUUGCUUUUUCGUGUUUGUUGACACUUCCUCCAUGGCCUAUUUAUCGCCGGCACCCCCUCAAGUGGUUACCUGUUCAAGAUUCAGGCUCUGAAGACAAGAAACCAGGGGAAAGAAAAAUUAAGAGGCAUGCUAAAAAUAAUUAGGGUUUUCAUGAUUCAGCUUGACUACUGCACCUGCUUUCAUUUUGUGUGAGAUGAGCUAAAUUGUUUUCAUAUCCACAUGAGCUGAAACCCACCUCUGCUCCUCCAGUGCAGCUGUGUAUAGAUUUUGUUCUCUUUAUAUUUCACUUCUAACUUAGUUGGCUUUUGACAUGUAAUUAUUUUAGACCUUCUCUUCAUAAUCUUUCUCUGAAAUGACUGCAGAAAACCCAAAUAUGCAAAAUUUCUUUCAGGUCUACAAAAAUAAUGAAUAAAUGCCUCAUAAAAGUAUAAUUUGACUGUCAAAGUUUUAUAAUUCAUUGUGAGUGGUUAAAUUGUUUUAAGGUUUUCAAUUAAAACUCAGUGCAGGUCUA